Molecule: messenger RNA, 660 nt
Organism: Strongyloides ratti
Lineage: Eukaryota; Metazoa; Nematoda; Chromadorea; Rhabditida; Strongyloididae
Product: SelT-like protein
Exons: 1
Coding region: 1-660 (219 amino acids)
Biological process (GO): cell redox homeostasis
Cellular component (GO): endoplasmic reticulum membrane
Molecular function (GO): thioredoxin-disulfide reductase (NADPH) activity
Source: RefSeq, a predicted model, not a curated record
AUGUCAUCGACAUCAUCUGACAAAAAGAUUGUUGAUGAAGAACAAGAUGAAUUUGAAGCAUUUCAAAGUUCAGUUACUGAUCAAGAAGAUGAAAUUGAUAUUAGAGAUCCAUCAUCUCAUUUAUCACCAAAUCAUAAAGAUCCUGAAGUUAUGCCAAUUCAUUCUAAAAAAUUGCCUCCUGUACAUUUUAAAUUUUGUGUUUCUUGUGGAUACAAACAAGCAUUUGAACAAUUUUCAUCUGUUAUCCGUGAAAAAUAUCCAAACAUUGAGAUUAGUGGUGAAAAUUAUCCUCCCGUAUAUUGGAAGUCAUUAAUAGCACAAAUUGUAGGAAUAGCUAAAUUUGCGUUUAUAUUUCUUAUUAUAUCAGGAAAAGAUCCUUUACUUAUGAUUGGUAUUUCAGUUCCAUCAUUAUCAAAUUGGUAUAUGAAUAAUAAAAUCUCUUCAUGUAUGAUGAUAUUUAUGUUGUCAAAUUUAGUUGAAGGUAUGAUGAUGUCUACUGGAGCAUUUGAAAUAUUCCUUGGCGAAGAAAAAAUAUGGAGUAAAAUAGAAAGUGGAAGAGUACCAUCUCCCAAUGAAUUAUUAACUAUUCUAGCACAAAACUUAGAAAUAAAUGGAGUUCAUGGUUCAAAUUCCUUUAGUCAAUUUAAUUUUAAUGAAUAA